GUGGGCGGGACCAGGCUCCAAAGUGACGGGGGCGUUUUCGUGCGGGUUUGCGGAACGGGCCGUCCGUUGCGGCGACUGCGUGACUGAGGUCCCGCAGCUGAUAAUUGUCCCGCCACCCCCGCCCCUCUUCGAGGGCCCGAGCGCGGCGCAGAGGAGCAGCCUGAAGAGGGAGAUGUGUCAUCAGCCACUGGGGGGCAUUUGUCCUCUGCAGCCUGUUCAGCCCGUGAAGCUUAUGGGAUAGAUGAGUGCGUAACCCUUGCCCUCCACACAACUGGAUUCUUUGUGCCAAAACCUGAGCUGUGCCGAAGGAGAGAAGAUGGGCAGCCCCGGCUGUGAGGUGGACGUCACGCGGCCCAUGGAGCCAGCUCCCGAGACUCUCUGUCCAGAGUGUGGUCAGAUCCACCGCACCUGGGAGAACCAUCUCUACAACUACCGGCUGGAGGUGGACGAUGACCUGGUGUGCCACAUCUGCCUGCAGCCGCUGGUGCAGCCUCUGGAUACGCCGUGCGGCCACACGUUCUGCGCCCGCUGCCUGCGCAGCUUCCUCCAGGAGAGGGACUUCUGCCCUCUUGACAGGACGCGGCUGCAGCUGCAGGCGUGCCGCAGAUCCAGCAUCCUGGUGCACAAGCUGCUGGACAAGCUCUCUGUGUCCUGCCCUUUGAGUCCUGUCUGCUCGCUCAGCAUGCCCCGCUGUGACCUGGAGGCACACCUCAAACACAGGUGUCCGGGGACUCAGAGUCAACAGACGAGCGUGGACGGGCCGCGAUGUGACAGCGUGGACGAGCAAGCCAUGGUGACCAGCCCCCCCAGGUCGCCCCAUUCUCCACAGACAGAGCUGAGGGACCGCACGCCGUCUCCACACUCCGGGCAUAGCAACACCUGUGGUAACGGGCCCGUGUGGACGGACGACGCCGGCCUCGAUAACCCCGCCUUCGAGGAAAGCACCGAGGAAGACAGUGUGUUGGGGUUGGAGUGCGUCGUCCCUCGGGUGAAGCGACCCCUCAGUAACCCUUGCAUCCACCUUCUCCGCUCCGUAAGCUCCACCUCCUCAGGAUGGGACUGCCCUGAGUCUCCCCCUUUGUCUGCAGAGGAAGGCUGUGUGAAGCUGCCCUCCCUCCCUGAAGGAGAGAUAACCACCAUCGAAGUCCACCGGGCGAAUCCGUACGUUGAGCUCGGAAUUAGCGUCGUUGGUGGAAAUGAGACGCCUCUCAUCAACAUUGUGAUCCAGGAGGUGUACAGGGAUGGAGUCAUCGCACGAGAUGGGAGGCUUCUGGCUGGAGAUCAGAUACUACAGGUGAACAACGUGGACAUCAGCAACGUGCCGCACAGUUUUGCCCGCUCCACCCUGUCUCGGCCCUGCACCACCCUCCAGCUGACUGUACUAAGGGAGCGCCGCUGCGCCUCUCGAGCACCUCCCUCCUCUUCCUCGUCCACCCCAGCCGUGCCUCACGCCCCUUGCUCGACUCCUGACGGCACGCCGUCCAGCCCCACCAAACUGAGAAUCACGCUGCACAAGCGGGACUCAACAGAGCAGCUCGGCAUCAAGCUGGUACGACGAACGGAUGAGUCAGGGGUGUUUGUGUUGGAUCUCUUGGAAGGAGGCCUGGCGGCUAAAGAUGGCAGACUGCGGAGUAACGACCGCGUGUUGGCAGUCAAUGACCAGGACCUGCGCCACGGCACCCCCGAGCAGGCUGCUCAGAUCAUACAGGCCAGCGGAGAACGAGUCUACCUCCUGGUUGGCCGACCCAACAAACCGACUCCACCCCCACCGCCAAAAUCGAGCUCCACUAGAGACCUGUAUUGCCUUGAACACUUCCUGCCUAACCACAGCUCCACCCCGAGCCCUGUGCCCGUCCACCUGUCCCGCACCAGCACCCAUAGAGACCUGUCCCAAUGUGUGAGCUGUAAGGAGAAACACAUCACUGUGAAGAAGGAGCCCCUCGAGUCUUUGGGCAUGACCGUGGCAGGAGGCCGGGGCAGCAAGAGCGGGGAGCUGCCGAUCUUUGUGACAAGCGUUCAACCGCACGGCUGCUUGUCAAGGGACGGCCGGAUAAAAAGAGGGGACGUCCUGCUGAGCAUCAACAGUCAAGAUCUGACAUACUUGAGCCACAGCGAGGCCGUGGGGACGCUGAAGGCCAGCGCGGCCUCGCCCUCUGUCCAGCUGCGGGUGCUGGAGGUCAUCAUGGAGGAGGAGCACAAUCACGACGAGCUACUGCCUCACACUCACGACAGCGACUUUGAUGCCAACUGGUCUCCCUCGUGGGUCAUGUGGCUGGGCCUGCCAAGUUAUUUGCACAGCAGCCAUGAGAUUGUGCUGCGGAGGAGUCACCCUGGAAGCUGGGGCUUCAGCAUCGUCGGGGGGUACGAGGAGAGUCACGGCAACCAGCCUUUUUUUAUCAAAACCAUCGUCCUCGGCACUCCUGCGUACUAUGAUGGACGUCUCAAAUGCGGCGACAUGAUUGUGGCGGUUAACGGCCUGUCGACAGCAGGAAUGAGCCAUUCGGCGCUAGUGCCCAUGCUGAAGGAGCAGCGCAGCCGCGUAGCGCUAACGGUGGUCUCCUGGCCCGGCAGCCUCGUAUAACCGGGACAGAAAUCAGCCAGCAGUGCGCUCCACUAACUCGACCCCAAAAGGCUCUAUAUUGGGAAUGACCUUGGCCAAAGUGAACUGGUAUAUGAUUCUGUACAUCACUACAUCCCAGGCUUAGUUCAGGACCAAAAGCAUUCUUAGCUGUUGUAUUCCCUAGUAGGGCCGAGCUUGUACUGACCGGGUGGGAGCUGAUCCAGAUUGUGCCAUGUAACUCGACAGACUGCUCGCCCCACACACACUGCUGUGUUCAUAUGGUCAUGUCGUCUUCACACCUGCUGGGAUAACGGUACUGCAACCAAUGACAGGCAAUCUGUGCCGCGUUCACCUCAGGCAGUAGAGGAACCCGGGACCGUGAUCAGGUGGAGGCGUCGCAGGUGGAAAAAUGUUAAACAGGCGUUCUUCUGUUUGAUGUUUCCGUGCAUUUUAAUCAAGACGUCCUGACAUUAGAGCUGCAUCCGUCUGAAUGAGCCUUAGGCCUUAUUAGAAAGCUGCCACAUCCUGGGAGGGGCUCACCUGCCCUCGUCACCAUGGCAACCAGCUGUCCCAUCAGCUGGAGUUUUAUACAUAUGAAUGUGCAUUUCAUUUGUUUAAUAAAAUGGUCCUUUCAAGGA
This is a messenger RNA of Oryzias melastigma (Indian medaka), 3198 nucleotides long. RefSeq names its product ligand of numb-protein X 2a (gene lnx2a). The coding region runs from base 317 to 2581 and encodes 754 amino acids. The record is from RefSeq and is a predicted model, not a curated record. The transcript has 11 exons. Gene Ontology annotation, molecular function: metal ion binding; protein binding; ubiquitin-protein transferase activity. NCBI's taxonomy places the organism in Eukaryota, Metazoa, Chordata, Actinopteri, Beloniformes, Adrianichthyidae.